UUGCGCUAUUUUACCCUGUCCCAGGAAAGAACCAAAUUACCCGCUGGACUAUAUUGAUCAUGCUCAGAUCACCACGGGAACGGUUAGUUUUAACACUUAGUGAAACGACAACUUUGAUGGUAGCCUGCGAACAGGCUCCGGUGAGCCCGAACGAAGCGAUCGCUUUGCCCUCCGAAUUCUUCUGUUUCGCGUUCGCCGAAAUUUUUUCCGUCCUCGCCGGGAGCCUGUUCGCAGGCUACUUUGAUGGUAGAUUUUGCCACACGCUAUGCCUGGAAGGGCCAAUAUCACGUCAUCCUUCGGUAGUUUUUAAACAUACGUAUUAAAAUGCGCAUAUUUGAUGAGUCUGUCUUAAUUGAUCGACAUGGCGUCUAGAUCUUGGAAUUCUUUCGUUGCUCCGUCCGUACCGGGACGCUGUACUUGUUAACUUGUGUACGACUUCUCGAAGACAAAGAUUGCAACAUGUAUCACUGACCUAUCACUUAUUGAAGAUGUCUGAUAAUUUGGAAAUCUGAAUAUUGAGCCUGACUGUUAAUCCAUUUCCAAAGUUCAGAGUACUGGGGACAAGUGGUGUUGUACUUUCAGCGAUUCCGCUACAGUAAAAUGUCUCGUUCACCAACCGGAAAAGCACAUUUUCAACGAAUCUCUCGACUCUUAAUAUUUGGAGGCAAAACCUUACUAAGAGAGAUUUUUGACAUCAAAUGCCCACCAUAUUAUCUUAACCAAAUGUUGCAAGAUCAGUCAAUAGUGGAGAGGCUCGAAGGAGCAAAUCUCACCACGCCAGAGUGGCACUGUCUAUAUCCUUCCCCAGGGGUGUGCGGCAAAUCAGCAGACUUUGAUAUUUCUCUGCUCUUAAAGUUGCUCAGCGCCAUAUGUAACCUUACCCCUCCUGCGACAGGCUGGGUUGCGCGGCCAACUAAUGCAGACCACAGUUUAGCUGCAGAUUUGGUGAGAAUUAAAUAUUAUCGUAACCUACUCGUUUACUCGAAACAAAGCGUGACGUAUGAUGAGUUUGUAUCUCUUUCGGAAGAGAUCAGUGACUCUCUGUUGCGAAUUGCAGCAUACAUUGGCCCUGAAAAGAGAACUGAAUGGCAAAAGCUCAUUCAUAAACUUAGAAAGGAUCCACUGAUAGUUCAAGAAGUGAAAAAUACAGAAGAACUGCUCCAGUGGUAUGAGAACGAUACUGAAGCUAUGGAAGAGUUUAUGCCGGUGCUGGCCACCACAACUGAAGUCUGUUCCUUGGAGACAAUACUUCGAGAGUUAGGCCAACGCCUUAGAGAUUUGCUGAGAAAGGACUUGAUAGCCAAGACUCGAGGAGUCCAAGGAGUGCAGCGUUCUAGUUUGAAAGUUGUCGAGGAAGGGGUAGAAGAAACAAAACAUAUAGCAGAGACCGCGGAUCAAGAAAAAUUCCAGGUCAAAGAUCAGCAAGGAGACGUACAUCAGCCCACAGGCAAGCUCGGUUCCUCAGUUGGUGGCUUACGAGGAGCACGCAUUAGGCUCUUUAUCAAUAGUGAAGUCACGUCAGGACGACCUGACUUACGAGGAAGAUCUUCAGUGAAGAACGUGGUUACGCAGGAACCCCAGGGAGAGGUCCACGGCGCAUUCGUAGGCCAAACAGAAUUACACCAAAAACAAGCACCAGGUACCACAGAAGUCCCAAAGGACGAAACAACAGCACAUUUAUCAGAGGGACCAGUACAAGAGGAAGCCCAAGACAUCAACGAUAAGGUGGAAGAGGAAAAUGAAACCAGAAUUCAAGAAGCCCGAAAGACAUUGGAGCACUUGAGUUUAACGCGUAUCAAGGCAGGGCUGGAAGGAACAACGCAUACAAUAAAAAGCGAGGUGCAAGAGAAAGCCCAAGACGUCAAAGGCCGACGUCGAACGUCAGACGUCAGAGGUGUCCAAACACGAGUGGAGCGAAUGGGUUUUAAAGAUAUCCAGGAAGGUCCGGAAGGAAUUAUGUAUUUAACAGAAAGUUCAACGAGCGAGGAAGCUCACGACAUCAAAUAUCAGCAAGAAGAAGAGCUCCAAAGGGGAGUAAAACCUACACUGGAGUCAACUCUGCCCUCUGAAGGUGAAAAACUUGACCUACGAGGAAAAUCUUCGAAGGAACCCCAAGGAGAGGACCCUGAGGGAGUAAGAGUAAAACCACUAGAGGAAGUUCUGCGUCUCAUUGCUGCCAACUACUUGCAACCCACACCGCCUCGUUGUAAGGCAGAACAAGAUGAAUUCUUGCAUUAUCUUAAAGAAAUGCGCUUGCUGAUAACUGGCGUGACACUAGGGAGCGUGAUAAUCACACUGGAAUGUACUUCUCUUGAAAUACUUGAGAGAUUGUGGGAAGAAUCUAGCAGAGGCCACAUGAACGAAGUCGCACAAAAAUUACUUAUAACGGACGACCUUAUCCGGGAGUUUGGUGAGGUAAAGGUCACCGUAACUAUUUCAGAGGAGGAAUACAAAGCUUGUCGAGCAUACUUUCUGCAGUUUUUAGAUGGGUCAAACAUGCAGCAGGGUACAACAAGAAAGAGAAAGGCAUCAGUUCCACUUACCGACUCCCAGGAGCGUAAAAAAACCAAAGUUUUUUAUUAUAAAGGGGACAGUAGCCCAGAACCUGUAUCAGAGGGUAAUAAUGACACUGAGACUGGAUCAAGAGAACAUAUGGAGUGUACACAGACCAAGUCAGAGAGUGAGAUGGAGGCUGCGACAUCCCGUGAGAGUGUGCGGACUGAUUCAGAGGCCCUCUCAGAGAACUGGAUAGAAUCUACGUUGGGCGCCGGAAUAGAGAAAUGCGAGGUGGGCGAAAGCGGAGCAGUUUGGAGGCUUCAGGAUUCUCUGGCUGCUUGUGUAACAUUUCCCCCGAACGCUGUGAAAACAACUGUGGUGUUCCGAUGCAUACUGUGGCAGUCAACAAUUGCCUUUCCACCCUUAAGAAAGAAUGAGGCAUUGGUUAGCAAUGUAAUAGCCCUUGCAUGCGAUGAUCUUCUACGCUCCGAUUUUACCGGGAAUUUUGAUGAGGAAGUUUCAGUUGCCUUAUCUCACAGUGCCACUAACCUUAACGGGUACGAGGUGGUGAUGAGAGAGUUGGUGGAUCCACACAACAAUGAGUGGAAGGAUUUAAAGACAACAAACAUUUGGAAAGCGUCAGCAGAUACGCAGUGUGAUCUCUACUCAACACCAAGAUUCCCCUUUUCUGAGGCUAAAGUUACGUGUUGUUCCGUGUUUGCUGUUAUCUGCCGUCUCAAGUCCUACACAUAUUCGACGCAUGGCCAACAAAAACAAGAUUUUACCUGCAGAGUUCCAGAGUACCCUGAUGUGACUGUGACAAUCCCAGCGAGUGUCGUCCACAAGAAUGGCGACUUCCAGUUAACUCUUAAGGUCCAAGAAAUUCCACAUCAGUGGUUUGACGAUAGUGAAAUAAUCGGCCCUGUCCUUCACAUAGCAUGUUCGCCUGUCAUUCAGCUUGUGGAGCCAGCAACAAUUACUAUUCCUACUUCACUGCAAGCAGACAAGAAUGAUUGUGGAAAACCCUCGUUUAAGAACCCACAUGUAAGGUUGUUAAUGAAUUCUGACGAGGAAACAUCGCAUUGGACAGAGAUUACAGAGCAACUGCCAAGACCAAAUUUAACAAAUGGGGUGAUUACAUUUCAAGCGACACAUUUCACCAGGUUUAUCGUAUGGCUUAAAGAGAUGUUGAGUCCAAAUCCAAAGGAUCCUGCUGAUCGUCCUCCUAAAAACGUGCCCCUGGAGGAUCGUGCUGAUCGUCUCACUGAACACGUGCCCCAGAAUGCCGGUUUCUUUGCAUGUUUGUGCCGUAGCAGUAACAUAUCACCAGAAGAGUCUAUGUUGAGAUAUUGUUGUUAUCCAAUUGCUCUGGAGGAACCAGUUAGAAACAGUAUAUGCGCUGCAUUUGAUGUCUUCUCUUAUGGUUACGGAAACUCCUUGGAACCACUGUGUCCUGAUAAUCUGAUAUAUCUUGCAUUACGGAAGGGUCUUGAGCCAACUGAUGAUAAAGAAGCUUUAAACGACGGGUUACCACUCAGUUCUUCAGCAAAACGUUUAGGCUUCAAAACAUAACCUCAAGACACAUUUUGAUCUAGGGCAAGUGUGCAGUGGGUGCACACACUCCCCCUGAGAUGACAUGCGGCUUUCUAAUAUAACUGGUAGUCUGCAAAACAAAAAACACCGCAGUUACGCCAUUCCUUAGUGCUGCACUCCGUCCUAAGAAAAACCCUGGACCCUCCCCUGUUUUGAUAUUGUUUGAAGCAAUAUGUCAUCAAAUAGUGUUUAGCUGUCGGUCCACUCACUAUUAUGAGGCAAAAGGUAUAAUUUGACAUGCUUUUGUGAUUUGCUCGAGAUGAAACAAACAUAUUUUUUCUUUCUUCUUUUUUUUCUGUUUGCCAUACACCAUAGUUUAAGGCAUUGGUUUUAGCUUUUUCAUAUCACAUCUGGUUCGCGCAGAAUUCAUGUUUUACCGAUUUUCAAUUUUUUUUGCUUGUCGUUUCCUUGGAAAUAUCGAUUGCCUUCAGAAAUACAUAAUUCCAGACUUUAAUCCAUUUCCAAUGACUGGUUUAAUUAAACUUAGAAAAUGUUAUUUUCCAAGUUGAAGUGGUGGAACGAUUUCACUCCAUCCUGCUUCACUCCUUCACUUCCUGUUAGACAUUUGGAACCCCGGGGGAGGGGUGACUCCCAUAUGAGUAGGGAUGCUCGUCGGAAAAUAUGAAUUUAACUCCUAAGGGAGACUACUGUGGAGGUUGCUUGAGCUU
Orbicella faveolata is the source of this 4757-nucleotide messenger RNA. RefSeq lists its product as uncharacterized. The record is from RefSeq and is a predicted model, not a curated record. Gene Ontology annotation, molecular function: protein binding. Gene Ontology annotation, biological process: signal transduction. NCBI's taxonomy places the organism in Eukaryota, Metazoa, Cnidaria, Anthozoa, Scleractinia, Merulinidae.